AUGCCACCGAGACGUCGUGGAGGUCCUGCCAAGGCGCCGCCCGUCAAACGGCCUUCGAAGCUCGCGAAAGAGAAUGGCAUAACCGCGGAGCAAGAGGCUGAGAUACGCGAAGCAUUUGGUCUCUUUGCUGUGUCGCAUCCCGAACAUGAAGACUCUAAAGAAGGUGUAUUGAAGAAAAGCGAUGUGCGCAGGUGUUUGACCUCGCUGAAUCUCACGCCUGACAAGUCCGAGAUGUCUUCUAUCCUGUCCACCAUCGACCCCCUCAAUACGGGCUAUGUCGAGUUUGUGCCCUUCCUUUCAUACGCCGCUAUCGCCAUACACUCAAAGGAGCACGGGUCCGAUGAAGACGAAGAAGACGAAGACUACCAGGGAGAGAGCAAUGCAGAAGAAGUUAACGCGGCAUAUCAACUCUUCACCCAUGGCGCUUCGGGACCGAUAACGCUUGCGCAUUUGAGGAGGGUAGCGAAGGAGUUGCGAGAGGACGUGCCAGACGACAUCUUGAAGGAUAUGAUCCUUGAGGCGAAUGGUGGGGUCAAGGGACAGGGAAAAGAUGUCGGAGGGUGCCAAGAUUCAGGGACCUCACUCAACAAGCACACGAACACGAAUGCAACAGACUUGGGUUACGCCAAUCGCAUUCGAACAUAUCACCCUACCGCUCUGAACAGUUACUCCUGUUCUCAGCUCAAUGAUCGCGCCCUAAACCGUGGACCCUUUUCUCCCCUCGUGUCCCCUGGUUCCAUGUCCAGCGGAGUCGAAGUCCCCGGAAGCCAACGACGUCCCGGCAUCUGGUCCUACUUUAGCUUUUCUGGCCCACGCCGCCGCGUCUCCGUCUCUCUACCACGCAACUUCGACCCUAGUCGCGACUCCAGCGACCCCAACGCCAAAGCCGACAGACACUCGCGACAUCGGUCGACGUAUUCGGACGCAUUCAUGAACGACCACAAGGGCAGCGCCGUUAUGAAUCAAGGGCAGCGAAUGCGCUACCUCAAGACAGGUGGCGUUAUCGCAUUCAUACUGCUUGUAUUAUAUUUCGUCGCACCACGAGAUGGCCUGUCAAGCCCGGCGGUAUCGCAUCCAUCAGGCGGAAACACAGCAGCUGGCGAUGCACAGGCACAAUGCACAAAGUCCUACUCCAAGGACAAGCCGCUCAUCCAAUACGCUCUCAUGGUCGAUGCCGGCAGUACAGGCUCCCGCAUCCACGUUUACAAGUUCAACAACUGCGGCCCAAGCCCUGAACUCGAGAGCGAGAACUUCGAGAUGACGCCAAAGAGAGAAGGGGGCUCCGGCCUUUCGGCAUAUGGCGAUAACCCGGAGGCUGCUGCGAAGAGCCUCGACGUCCUAAUGGAUGUUGCGCUUAAGAACGUGCCCAAGGAAUACCAGUCAUGCACACCCAUUGCUGUAAAGGCAACAGCUGGUCUCCGCAAGCUCGGUGAGGAGAAGAGCAACGCCAUCCUUGCUGCAGUGCGCCGCCACCUCGACAACGACUACCCCUUCCCCCUUGUCUCCGAAGAGAAAAACGGUGUAGAGGUCAUGCCCGGCGAGAUGGAGGGUGUUUACGCAUGGAUUACCGUCAACUACCUCCUAGGCAAGAUUGGCGGCCCAGACAAGAACCCCACCGCCGCUGUCCUCGAUCUCGGCGGCGGCUCCACGCAAAUCAUCUUCGAGCCCACCUUCCCCGAUACCCCCCGCGGCGGACUCCCCACCAAGCUUGCAGAGGGGGACCACAAGUACGCACUCAACUUCGGUAACCGCAACUUCAACCUCUACCAGCACUCGUACCUAGGCUAUGGUCUCAUGGAAGCCCGCAACAACCUCCACAGCACCGUUCUCGCCGGUCUCCACGAGAUGAACAAGGACAACAGAGAAUACCUGAAGAAGCCCAUUGUAAACCCUUGCAUCGCACCCGGCAUGACCCGCGAAAUCGAAGUGCAGCUGCCCAAGGGCCACGCACUCGGUGACUCCAUCACCGUAAACAUGACCGGACCUUCUACAGCCUCCCCCACCCAAUGCCGUGGUUUGGCCGAGAAGACCCUCCACAAAGAUGACGAAUGCGCCAUCGCACCCUGUGCCUUCCGCGGUGUUCAUCAACCUCCUUUCGAGCAGACUUUCGCUACCGAAGCCGUGUACCUCCUCUCCUACUUCUACGACCGCACCCAGGAUCUCGGUAUGCCUGAGUCCUUUACUCUACGUGAGUUGCAGAACCUAGCGGAUAAGGUGUGCACCGGUGAGAAGGGUUGGGAUUCUUUUAGCGCUGUGCCGAAUGCGAUUGAGGAGCUCAAGGGCAGGCCGGAGUGGUGUCUUGAUCUCAACUUCCAGUAUGAGUUGUUGAGGAGUGGGUACGGCAUGCCUAUCGAUCGCGAGGUGAAGAUCGCGAAGAAGAUCAAGGGUAACGAGUUGGGAUGGUGUUUGGGUGCUAGUCUUCCGCUACUUGAAGCCAACUCCGGCUGGCAAUGCAAGAUUAAGCAGGUCCAAUAG
Molecule: messenger RNA, 2475 nt
Organism: Alternaria atra
Lineage: Eukaryota; Fungi; Ascomycota; Dothideomycetes; Pleosporales; Pleosporaceae
Exons: 7
Coding region: 1-2475 (824 amino acids)
Biological process (GO): nucleoside diphosphate catabolic process; protein N-linked glycosylation
Cellular component (GO): Golgi apparatus; membrane
Molecular function (GO): GDP phosphatase activity; UDP phosphatase activity
Source: RefSeq, a predicted model, not a curated record